Molecule: messenger RNA, 1270 nt
Organism: Manis javanica (Malayan pangolin)
Lineage: Eukaryota; Metazoa; Chordata; Mammalia; Pholidota; Manidae
Source: RefSeq, a predicted model, not a curated record
GCGCGGACGUCACGUGGUGCGGCGUGGCCCGCUGCCGUGGAGACGCGGCGCACGAGCUCCCGGCCGGAACUGCGGUGCUGGGGCGGCGCCCCGCGGCCCGGGAAGGGGCUGCCCGGGGAUCUCCAUGCUGUCAGCUCGGGGGCUGGGCGGCCUGGGGGCCCGCGCGGCGGCUCUCGCGUCCGGGCUCCGCGCUCGGAGGGUCAGCACCAGCUGGUCGCCCGUGGGCGCCGCCUUCAAUGUCAAGCCCCACGGCCGCCGCCUGGACCUGUUCGGCGAGCGCCGGGGUCUUUUCGGAGUUCCCGAGCUCAGCGCCCCGGAAGGAUUUCGUGUCGCUCAGGAGGAGGCCCUGAGGAAGGCGGACUUGCUGGUGGAGCGCGUGUGCUCCACGCCCCCGGGGCCGCGGACCGUGCUCAUCUUUGACGAGCUCUCCGACUGCUUGUGCAGGGUGGCUGACCUGGCUGAUUUUGUGAAAAUUGCUCACCCUGAGCCAGCAUUCAGAGAGGCGGCUGAAGAAGCGUGUAGAAGUAUCGGCACCGUGGUAGAGAAGUUGAACACAAAUGUGGAAUUGUAUCAAAGUUUGCAAAAAUUACUAGCUGAUAAAAAACUUGUGGAUUCCCUUGAUCCAGAAACCAGGCGAGUGGCUGAACUGUUCAUGUUUGAUUUUGAAAUCAGUGGAAUCCAUCUAGACAAAGAAAAGCGUAAAACAGCAGUGGCCCUGAAUGUUAAAAUCUUGGAUUUGAGCAGUAAGUUUCUUAUGGGAACCAACUUUCCCAUCAAGAUUGAGAAGCAUCUCUUACCAGAACACAUUCACCAUAAUUUUGUGCUCGCUGGUGAUCAUGUACUAAUUGAUGGUCUGCAUGCAGAAGCAUCAGAUGACUUGGUACGAGAAGCUGCUUAUAAAACUUUUCUUUAUCCCAGUGCUGGUCAAUUGAAAUGUUUAGAGGAAUUGCUCCACAAUAGGAAUCUUCUGGCAAAACUAGUAGGGUAUUCCACAUAUUCCCACAGAGCUCUCCAAGGAACAAUAGCUAAAAAUCCAGAGACUGUCAUGCAGUUCCUUGAAAAACUAUCAGACAAACUUUCAGAAAGAACUAUGAAAGAUUUUGAGAUGAUACGAGGGAUGAAAAUGAAGCUAAAUCCUCAAAAUUCUGUAAGACGGGGCAGGAUUGUUGGGUUUGUCUACACCAUUCGUCUGUACGUGCUGCUGUUGGUGAGUCUUGAUUUGGUGGUGGCUGCCAGAGCCAUAGUCAUAGGCAAGGUUUUGGGUGAGUGA